AUGGCAUCCAAAACGUUCACGCGAGAGGAGGUUGCAGCACACAACACGGAGGGAGACUUGUGGAUCAUCAUCGACUCGAAGGUGUACGAUGUGACACGCUUUAGGGGGAUGCAUCCCGGCGGAGCGUCCGUGCUCCUGGAGGAGGGAAUCCCGGGACAGGACGCAACGGAGGCGUUCUUCAGCUUGCACAGAUACGAAGUGCUCGAGCGACCGCAGUACAAGCGACUGCAGGUUGGCGUCCUCAAGGGCGAGGAGCCGCAGUGCUAUGCCACCUCGAAUAACGGGGAAAUCAGCAAUGUCCCAUAUGCAGAGCCAUCUUGGCUGGCAGAAGGAUACCACAGUCCGUACUACACCGAUAAUCACAGGCGGUUCCAGAAAGCCGUGCGCAAGUUCGUGGAUGAGUACAUAUACCCGGAUGCACAGGCGCGGGAGCUGGAUGGCAAGCGUCCCUCGCAAAGCGUCAUAGACAAGAUGGCAGAGGUCGAGCUGCACGCGAUGCGCAUGGGCCCAGGCAAGCACCUGAAGGGCCGCACGCUCAUGGGCGGCAUCGUCAAGCCCGAGGAGUUCGACUACUUCCACGAGCUCAUCAUCACGCAGGAGCUCUGCCGCUGCGGCGCGCGGGGCUAUGGCGACGGCAUCAACUCGGGCUGCGUCAUCGGCCUGCCGCCCGUGCUCAACUUCGGCUCGCCCGAGCUGCAGGCGCGCAUCGUGCCUGAAGUGUUGGCCGGGAAGAAGUUUAUCUGUCUCGCGGUAUCUGAGGCGCACGCCGGGAGCGAUGUCUUUGGGCUGCAGACGACGGCGACGAAGACGGAGGACGGUAAGCACUGGAUCAUCAAUGGGACGAAGAAGUGGAUCACGAACGGAACGUUCUCGGACUACUUCACUGUCGGUUGCAAGACAGAGGAUGGUUUCACCGUCAUACUAGUCGAGCGCCAAGAGGGCGUCGAGACCAAGCCGAUCAAGACAGCAUAUUCGUCCGCCGCAGGUACUGCUUAUGUGACGCUCGACAACGUCAAGGUACCUGUGGAGAACACACUGGGCGAGGAAGGCGGGGGCAUCUUCGUGAUGCUCAGCAACUUCAACCACGAACGAUGGGUUAUGUGCUGUACGUCUGCGCGGAGCCAGCGGCUUGUUGUGGAUGAGUGUAUGAAGUGGACGCACCAGCGCAAAGCAUUCGGCAAGCCUCUCAACUCCCAGGCGGUCGUGCGUGCGAAGCUCGCGGGCAUGAUUGCACGGACAGAGAGCAUACAGAACUGGCUCGAGAACAUCACAUACCAGAUGUGCAACAUGUCGUAUCGGGAGCAAGCAAAUAAGCUAGCAGGGCCGAUCGCAUUCCUGAAGAUGUACAGCACACGGUGUUCGCAGAUAACAGCCACGGACUCGGUGCAGAUCUUCGGUGGACGGGGCAUCACACAGACCGGCAUGGGUCGAUUCAUUGAACAUUAUCACCGUACUGUGCCCUUCGAUGCACUCCUGGGAGGCGCGGAGGACGUCCUCGCGGAUCUUGGCGUACGUCAGGCGAUGAGGGGCAUGCCUAAGAAUGCGAGACUAUAGGGCUUCCAGCUUGCAGUCGUUAUGUCCCCCGAGGGAGACACUUCCAGCAACCUUAGCGGGUUCAGGAUACCCAGGCCGAAGACACCAUUUCUGAGCCUGUUGUUAUAUAUAAGGGUUUAUGUGCACGCCUGUACAAUAGACGCGAGUUCGCGCAUAAUUUUUACAGAUUUCAUGUGUUCGACCCGA
Postia placenta MAD-698-R-SB12 is the source of this 1740-nucleotide messenger RNA. RefSeq lists its product as hypothetical. Gene Ontology annotation, molecular function: flavin adenine dinucleotide binding; acyl-CoA dehydrogenase activity. The coding region runs from base 1 to 1554 and encodes 517 amino acids. Lineage: Eukaryota; Fungi; Basidiomycota; Agaricomycetes; Polyporales; Adustoporiaceae. The transcript is spliced from 18 exons. The record is from RefSeq and is a predicted model, not a curated record.